This is a messenger RNA of Varroa destructor (honeybee mite), 6763 nucleotides long. RefSeq names its product sodium chloride cotransporter 69 (gene Ncc69). Lineage: Eukaryota; Metazoa; Arthropoda; Arachnida; Mesostigmata; Varroidae. Gene Ontology annotation, biological process: sodium ion transmembrane transport; potassium ion import across plasma membrane; sodium ion homeostasis. The record is from RefSeq and is a predicted model, not a curated record. Gene Ontology annotation, cellular component: membrane. Gene Ontology annotation, molecular function: sodium:potassium:chloride symporter activity.
CGCACUGCCGGACCGACAUCGCACCGCGCUAUGACCAGCCACAGUGUGUACAGAUAGUAGACACAGGCCCAUCGAGCGCCCAACAAGAGCACUAGGCACUAAGCGAGUGAAAGCAAAAACGGCGGGCUCGCCACCAUCCGUCCAGAAGAGAGAGACACUCAGAAACACAUUGAGCUAUCUACAUGGUCCAACGAGACGGUGAAAGAAAGGGUGUUCGCCACAUUCCCCUCCAGUUCGUUCGUUCCGGCUGUCUAUCAUCCGAUUCUAUCUCAGCCUAUCGUACCUGGUUGCCGUUGUCUCUUCCCUCUUGCGCCUUGAAUCAUCCCGUCUUAAAGUGUCGAUAAUCCAAAAGCAGGAGUUCAUUCGAUUCUGUGGUAGAGUUGGUGAUCACAACGGUAGAUGCCACUGCUGAUUGUGUGAUCGUGGAUUCCGAGCGGAGCUUCUGGCCGCUAGCGAACACGAAGGGUGGCCAAGGAAGUCGUGCCUAACAUUAACGCUUUUUUCUGUAUACCAUAUAAUGGUAUAGAGUGUUGUUUAACGAAACACCGAAACGAACCAGUCGACACUAAGCGAUGACAAGAGGAGUGACUCCUAUAUAUAUAUAGGAAGAUGGCCUGAUAGAAGGACCCUGGUUUGAUGACGAAACGCCAGAAGACGACGAGAAAUAGAAGUUCGAUCUGUUUUGUUGAAAAAGAGAAAAAGAAAAAGUUGAAAGAAACAUAAAUAACUUACUUCCUGUCUUUAGUUGACACUUAAGGUUCUACAGAUGUUGUCAUCGAUAGCUGGGAAAGGCUGCGAGCAGUGAGAGAGCCGUUGUUCAAAUGUCACAGGACUAGGACACGAGGUAGAUGUAUCACCCAGCAGACAACGAGAAACACCAGUCGCCAUAGCGUAUUUUCUGUGAAUAUUAUAGAAACGUUACAAUCAAGUGAGUGAACGUUCCAGUUUGCUAUCGUCGUUCCUACAGCUUCGCCAUGCUGUUCUGACUACAUCCAGACGAAGUUUGACCGCAGAUUAAUAGCUAAUAAUAGUGACCUUUGCGAGUUGCGUGUGUGUGUGAAUGUGGACCUGUGUACAACAUCCCUGUGCAUGGACACACGAAGAUGACAGUCGUAUUAUUCGAAUCAUUCACAGAUUCGUUGUUUGUUGGCCAUCGGUCGGCUUGUGACGGAAAAUAGAUGUAAAGUAGCUGCUACAACUAUAAGGACGCAUGUUAAUUGUCCACCUACUUUCUUCGUUGUUACCCUAUUUUAGCCUUUCACAGUUGAAAACGUAGCCAACGAUACGGACUGUGCUGUGUAUCAACUUGAAUUGUCGUCAUUUCUAUCGAUACUCGUUUUAUCUUAACUUCACAAUAGGUGUCUUUACCUGAUUCUCGAAAAUCGACUGUAAUAGUCUCAGCUGAACGAGGAGACUGGCGAACUUUGCUACGUUUUUUAGACCUGAAAGGGCAAGACAGGUAGGAGCGGAUGGUGACAGCGACACUCGGUGUGCCUCAGACAGGGCUCUCGGUACUGGCCGCACAUUCAACAUUUAAGCCACGCCAUCCACCUUCUCCACAUGCCAGACACAGCGAAGUUGGCGUCUCCGCCGCCGGGUGUGCUGAAAAAACCGAACUCGUCAGGAGCAGCAGUAGCAGCUAAUGAGGGCAAGGAAGAAUGGAUCGCAAUGGAUAAAAACAAUAAACAGGACAACAAUAAGGAGUCUCCGGGGGCAAAAGACUCAAACACUGUAACUGCCGGCAAGGGCGGCAAACAAAGCCGCUUUCAAGUAGCAAAGGUCGAUUUUGCCAAAGGAUCAAAGGACGAAGAUCGACACAGCAGCAGUGAUGAAGACGAUCACGCAGGAGGCCAUGGGGGCGGCGGAGGGUGUGCUGGUGGAAUGUACAACAAUUCGUAUGACACCCACAAUAUACGUUCCCUGCACCACUACACGAGAGAGGCACUGCCCCGUCUGGAUCACUAUCGGAACGUGAUGAGUGUGCAUGGUCAUAUGAAUAGGCCGACCCUCGACGAAUUGCACAAUGCAACAUUAUCUCUGCUACCUGAAAAGCAAUCAAGCGGCAAAUCUCCCACCGCAUUGGAUUCAAGUGCCGCAGUUAAACUCGGAUGGAUUCAAGGCGUCCUAGUUCGUGUACUGUUGAAUAUCUGGGGUGUGAUUUUGUUUUUACGUCUGUCGUGGGUUGUUGGACAGGCAGGCAUCGGGCUAUCCGUGAUCAUUAUCGUGUUGGCAUCGAUUGUGACCAUGUUGACAACCCUGUCUAUGUCGGCUAUCUGUACCAACGGUGAAGUAAAAGGAGGUGGCACCUAUUACAUGAUUUCGCGUUCACUCGGACCGGAGUUCGGUGGUUCCAUCGGUAUCAUUUUCUCGUUAGCCAAUGCGGUUGCUAUAGCCAUGUAUGUAGUAGGAUUCGCCGAGGCAGUUCGGGACGUCCUAUAUGCUAACGGGGUCGAAAUUGCUGAGGUCCUGGCCGCUGACGACUCGAUAAAUCUUGUACGGAUAAUUGGUGGUAUAACUUGUAUCGGCAUUCUCUGCAUCGCUCUCAUCGGAACCGAAUGGGAAUCGAAGGCGCAAGUGGUUCUGCUUUUCAUCCUUCUCGGAGCAAUGUUUAACUUCAUUCUUGGAGCCUUUCUGCCCGUGCCGGAAGCUAAACUUGGCAAGGGCUUUCUCGGUUUUUCAACAACAAUGUUAGCGGAGAAUUUCGGUCCACAGUUUUCCCCAGAGGGCGGCAAAGAUUAUGGCUUCUUUGAGGUGUUUGCUGUGUUUUUCCCCGCCGCCACAGGAAUUCUUGCCGGAGCGAAUAUAUCCGGUGACCUUGCUAAUCCAUCCACGGCGAUUCCUAAAGGUACCUUCUUAGGUAUCAUUAUCACCUCACUUUCCUAUGUGCUGUUUGCGAUUCUGGCAGGCGCUACAACGCUCCGUUAUGCCACUGGUUUAGCACCAGCUAACGCAAAUACGCUGUCGUUCGCGGACCUUAGGGAUUCUAUCGGACACGCAGGACCUUGUAAUCCCAAGGACUGUCCGUAUGGACUUUUCAAUGAUGCUAAUGUCAUGGAGAUGGUGUCUGUUUUCGGGCCCUUGAUAAACGCGGGAGUGUUUGCUGCAACUUUGUCUUCUGCGCUAGCCUCGUUGGUAUCUGCCCCGAAGGUGUUUCAGGCCCUUUGCAAGGACAAGCUAUUCCCACACAUCGAUGCCUUUGGCAAAGGCUACGGGCCUAAUGGGGAGCCCAAACGGGGCUACUUUCUAGCCAUGGCCAUUGGAAUAGGCUGCGUAGCCAUCGGCAAGCUGAAUUCGAUUGCGCCGCUUAUUUCCAAUUUUUUUAUGGCAGCCUACUGCCUCAUCAAUUUCGCCUGCUUCCACGCCUCGUUCGCUCGUUCACCCGGUUUCCGUCCAGCUUUUAAGUACUACAAUAUGUGGCUGUCACUUCUCGGUGCCAUUCUUUGUUUGGGGGUUAUGUUUGUCAUGGAGCCAUAUACGGCACUGAUCACGUUCGCCGUUAUCCUGGGAUUACAUAUGUACAUUGGGCAACGAAAGCCCGACGUCAACUGGGGCAGCUCAACGCAGGCGCAGACCUAUAAGGAUGCCCUAAACGCCGUCUAUAAACUCCAACAGGUAGAAGAUCAUGUCAAGAAUUAUCGCCCACAGAUUCUCGUAUUGUCAGGCGAGCCUAACUAUCGCCCGCCUCUCAUUGAUUUUGCCUAUUCGAUCACGAAGAAACUUUCGUUGCUCAUCUGUGGCCACGUCGCUCGACCCCCGUUACCCCACCGGGCUCGCCACAAUCUGACCGUACGGGCCCAGCAGUGGUUACAAAAACGCAAGAUUAAGUCGUUUUAUUCGAUUGUUGUCGAAUCUGAUCGUUCCAAGGGUGUACGCUCACUCCUACAGUGUGCCGGAGUGGGCAAACUUCGACCAAAUGUUGUUAUGCUUGGCUACAAAUACCACUGGCAAACGUGUCAUGACUAUGAGUUGGAGGAGUACUUCAACAUCAUUCACGAGAUUCUCGAUCAUCAUAUGUCCAUUGCAAUUCUACGCCUUCCCGAAGGACUUGAUUACUCCGAAUAUGCAAACACGGAUGUUUUCGUAUCCUCGCCGACGACCAACGGCAAAAGCAGUAAUCAUUUGAAAUUGCCGACUUCUGGCGGUGGCGCCGGUGGAUUCGAACGAAACGAGAGUGCCCUGUUUCCUAGGAACGUCUCCUCCGCCCAACUGUCCACUGGAGGCAGUUCCCGCGAAGGCACACCCCCGGGGACGCCUCAGCCCGAACACAAGGGACUCGGAGCGUCCGUGGCGGGUGUGGCGGACAAAGACAAAGAACGGGGUGGCAAUAAGGAGCGAGGUGAUUCGAAAGAACGUCAGGAAGAUGAAGAAGAAGCUCUGGUAGGCUCACCAAACGUUAUCGAAUGCCCGAAAGAGGUACUGCAAAACGUCAACCAGUUCUUGCGCAAACAACGAAAGGGCACCAUCGAUGUAUGGUGGCUUUACGACGACGGUGGUCUGACGAUACUCGUGCCCUAUCUUCUGUCGACACGAAGCAACUGGAGUUCCUGCAAACUGCGUGUUUUCUCACUAGCCAACAAGAAAGAAGAGCUUGACCGGGAACAAAGGAACAUGGCGGCUCUGUUAAGCAAGUUCCGAAUGGAAUACUCCGAUGUCAUUGUAAUCCCGGACAUUCAGAAACCCCCCUCAGAUGAGACCAAACGUGAAUUUGAAAAGUUAAUAGCUCGCUGGAAAACGGACCAGGAUGAAGUGUCAGAAGACAAUAAGCUUGCAAUCACUGAUUCCGAGCUCCUUGCACUCAAAGCAAAAACAAAUCGUCACCUUCGCCUCAGAGAGUUCCUUCUCCAGUACUCGCGCGAAUCGAAUUUAGUUGUGAUGACGCUCCCGAUGCCACGCAAGAAUACAUGUUCUGCGAGCUUAUACAUGGCCUGGCUGGAUAUGUUGACCAGAGAUAUGCCACCAUUCCUCCUUAUUCGAGGUAACCAAACAUCUGUACUGACCUUCUACUCAUAGAGGCGAUCGUAAACAGUCGACGGUCAGCGUUUCUGCCAGUCACUUAUGGCAAGAUACGCAUCUCAUCGUCGCACCUAACGAUGACCAAACAAAAUGUUGUCGGCCGUACAUGUAGAUAGGCGCAAGGCCGCACGAUGUCAACAGCGCUUUGGCGGCAUGGAGACUAUAAUAUCGCUGGAUCUAUUCGUUUACUCUGGAUGCCGAUAUGGCAAAUCAUAUCAGCGAGCCUGGUUAAGCUAUUUGAUUACAAAGCAUGCAUCUUAUGGCUUCGACAAAUUUUCGCUUCUUUUUACUAUCAAAUUUUUUUCAGAUUAAUUUCAUUAAUUCGCUAAUUUUCAGAUAGUAGUGUUGUGUAUCGCACUGUCUUUCUAUGGAUUAGAACUCGAUGCGGCAUCAAAUCUACUGUUUACCUGGCAUUUGUUGUAUUACAUGUUUUUCUCAAAUAACAUAAACAGACAAGGACCUCUUUUGGGGUCGUAAUACAAGCUAUUUCGUCGUUGUUAUAACAAGGCGCCACUGGAAGUUAAAUUUCGUAAUUUGUUGUUCUGUAGAUCACAAUGCCAGAAAAUUAACAAAAGCUUAUGACGAGUUCAUAUUGCUGGCUGCAGAUCGAAAUACUGCUGUGUUCUCACCAAAUCGACUCGUGCUACACAGGUACGGGUUCAAUUAGGUAUGUUAUUAAUUAUCCUUUAGCCAGCUGAAUUGUCAAACGAUAUAGUACAAACACAAAACGCGGGUUGCUAUGUAGUUCCCGUGAAUGAGAACGUAUCCGAUGCUGAUAAUUCUAAUAGGUCGUUGAUGAUGGUAAAAAAAAAAUCGACUAUACAGUUUUCUGCUUCAAGCCAGCAGCAAGUAGGGAAGUACGGUUCAAGACCAUUAGGCCACAAGAAUCGGCGCCAUACGGUGGUCUGUGGUGUGCAGGGCACAGCUGAAAAAUGAGGAAAUGAUGUCAUCGCAUUAUUGUCCAUGCGAACGCAGAAUUUGGUCAUCUUGGCGCUAUCUCAAUUCAUCAAUCAGGAACAAUUUCUACACAUAAUUUGUAGCGCAUAAAUGUAAUACGAAGUGUUGAAGAGAGACGAACCGUCACUCGGUUGUGCCAGAGGACUUACUUACGCAAUACAAUUGAGAAACAUAGAAAGAGAGAAACAGAGUGUUUAGGUGUGUGUAUGUGUGAGAGAGAGAGAGAGAGAGAGAGAGGGACAGAGGGAGGGGGAAAGGAGUGAGAGGGAGCAAAAAGUACUAUUGACAUGUGUUGUCCGUGGUAAGACUAUAUAAUAGUUAAAACUAUAUAUAUAUAUAUAUAUAUAUAGUUAACAAAGAGUGCUGUACACAUAAUCACAAGUCGAAACGAAAAAAAAAAAGAGCAAUGAUAAAUAUAUUAACUAUAAUUAUAGAUGAAUUCAGGAAAUCGAUCGCCGAUCGAAAAUUUUGCGAAGUGUUUGGGUAGGCGCUCGAAUAACCACAACUAUACGAUAGCUUCUGGUUCGAAAACGUACUGAUAGACCUAUGAAGCCUAUUAUGUGAGUACAUCUAUAUUCCUUUUAAAUUAUCGUUAUUGAAACCUUACGACAACAAGCAGGGUAACGUACCCGAGAAAAGUAAAUGCAUUUGUACAUAGUAACAAAAGAAAAAGGGAAAGUUAUCUAUGAUACAAUAUAAUGAAGCCACGACAACUCCUGUCACUCUCCCAUGGUACACAACAAUUGCAAACGGUACUAACGGGAGCCAAUGCAAUCAACGACAGAUAACAAAA